AUUUUGGUGACGUCCUAUCCGGAAGUUUUCUCACGUUGAAGUGGAUGGUGGAGAAACACGUGUGGAGCAAUAGUCUAUAUAUGUACAGUUUAUGUUUUGUUUUUACUGUUUAAAAGUGAACAUUACUUGCAUUUAGCUUGAAACAUACAUUUCCGGCAUUAAAAUGAAGGAUAAUGCUUCAUGAAUCUCAUCUUGUGACUGUGAGAUGAGUUUAUGUGUCUGAUGUGUCUGUGACAGUGUAUCAAAAUUAUAUAGCUACUACACCGCUUGUUUUAAUCGGCGUUUACAACCUGUUUACUGUCAUGGCUGAUGACGUGCUAAUGCUCAACAUCUCCUCGGAUCCCGUGAAGUUUCACAAAAAGACAAACCGAAGACCCCUGUCAUCAGCAGAGAAAUGGGCACAGAAAAAGUGGGAAUCAAAGAGGAAGGCUGUCUUUGAGCCCCAGGAGAGCAGCACUUCCAAACAGAGGAAGAUUAAUCAAACUGGUCAACAGCACGCACAUAAGCAGAAGCUGCAAACCCCCAAAAGCCCCUCUCAGAGGAGUAAUAAUAGAGACACAGAGGAGAACGAGGACCAGAGAGAAAAGUCUGCUGCAAAGUCCCCAUCAAAGGUGAAAACAUCUCCAAAGAAAGCUCCGGAAGAGCAUGGAGACCAUGGCAGACCAUUUAUCAAGACAUCGUCUCUCUUCAGAAACAACCCAGAGAUCCCUGAUGUCCUCAGUCCUGCUGUAAAUCAAGUAAAGGAGAAAGUCUUCACCAGCAACACGUUUGAAGAACUGAAUCUACAUCCUCAUCUGGUGGCAACUCUCCAUAAGGUGUUGAAUGUGACCAGUAUGACGAGUGUCCAGAAAAAAACCAUACCAGUGCUGAUGUCCGGUAAAGAUGCUGUAGUGCGCUCCCAGACUGGAUCAGGAAAAACAUUGGCUUAUGGAAUUCCAGUGGUUCAGUUCUUACAAGCGAUGCAGCCUAAAGUGAAGAGAUCAGAUGGACCUUUGGCUGUUGUGAUUGUGCCAACCAGAGAGCUUGCACUGCAGAGCUUUCAGAUGUUUCAGAAGCUUCUAAAACCUUUCACCUGGAUUGUACCAGGAGUUCUGAUGGGAGGAGAGAAAAGAAAAGCAGAAAAAGCCAGACUGAGGAAGGGCAUUAAUGUUCUGAUCUCGACUCCAGGCAGACUGGUGGACCACAUAAAAAACACUCUAAGUAUUGCUUUCAGUGCUGUGCGCUGGCUCAUUCUGGAUGAAGCCGACAGGACUCUGGAUUUGGGCUUUGAGAAAGAUCUGACUGUGAUUCUGAAUGCUUUGAACGUCACCGGACUUGCCAGGCAGAAUGUGCUGCUUUCAGCCACACUCACCGAGGGACUGUCCCGAUUAGCCAGUAUCAGCAUGAAGGAGCCCGUGAGUAUCCAUGUGUCAGAGGGGAGCGAGGACACAGUUGAAGCGUGUCCCCAGGCGGCCCCUCAGGCUCUGUCUGACAGCUACGCGAUGCCUGAGAGGCUGCAGCAGCACGUUGUGGUGGUGCCCAGCAAACUCCACCUGGUCUGUUUGGCUGCCUUUAUUCUGGCCAAAUGCAAGUUUGAGCAGCGGCAGAAGCUGAUCGUUUUCAUAUCCAGCUGUGAGGCUGUGGAGUUUCUGCUUACUCUCUUCACUGCAGUCCUCUGUGUGAAGCCCAGCACCGCUUCAACCAAACAUACCUCAACAUCCCUUAACUUCUACAGGCUCCAUGGCAACAUGAGACAAGAGGAACGCACUGAAGUCUUCCAGGAGUUCUCACAGUGUAAAACUGGCAUUCUGCUGUGCACGGAUGUGGCUGCACGUGGAUUGGAUCUGCCUCAGGUUACAUGGAUAGUUCAGUAUAACCCUCCUGUUUCCGCUGCGGAGUACGUUCAUCGUGUGGGCCGAACGGCACGAAUUGGAGCUCAGGGCAGCAGUCUGCUGUUUCUCACCCCCUCUGAGAUGGCUUUUGUGGAUGUGCUGGCCAACCAUAACAUCAGUUUGUCCGAGAUGAAGAUGGAGGACAUCUUGGCCACUCUGAUGAAGGACGAGCGCUUUAAAGGCAGAGGGAAAUGGGACAGUAAGAGAUCAGCCACGGCUUUUGAGCAGGAGGUGCGAGAGAGAGCCACUGUUUUACAGACUGACUUUGAGAAUUAUGUUCAUGCCAAUAACGAGUCUCUGCAAACAGCGAAGAGCGCACUGCAGUCUUUCCUGAGAGCAUACACCACAUACCCCUCCAGUCUGAAACACAUCUUCCACAUCCGUAGCCUGCACCUGGGCCACGCUGCUAAGAGCUUUGGCCUGAGGGACGCACCCCAGGGCCUGGGAAGCUCUAUAACCACCAAUCCUGCCAACAGCAAAGACUCCAAAAAGGGCAAAGACAAAGCCAAGAGGCCUCCCAAGAAACUGACAGCGAAGGAGCGCGUGUCAAACCUAAUGCGCUCAGAAUAUCUCAGUGGGAUAGAUGGAGAAUCCAAGUCUAAGAAGAAGAGGAAAAAGAAUAAAGGUCAAGCAGAAGAAGAGCAAUCUACUGCAGCAUAAAGAGGAGGAGUUCGUAGAGAUCGGAGACUCUUUUCGGUUGAGAUGUGCUGAGUUCGGAGUCCUUUGCAGCCAGGUGGAUUCUCAGGAUUGAACACGCAGGUGUUUUUAUACAGAGUGACAUUUUUUACCUGAAACAAAGCAAGAAUUGUCAGCAGCGUGGUCUGAAAACCUGCUUUUACCGUCUACAUUAAAAAAAAAAACGUUGAUGCAAAUGGUAAAAUGGGUGUAUUAGAGUGAAGUGCAUAUGGAAUGUUUUAUUGCUCACAGUCAGUUGAUCUGUGAAUUUAUUAUUAUAAAUGUGGUUCCAUAAAUAUGACUAUUUAAGCAAUGUGAUUUACAGGAAAGCAAACUGUUUCAUCAAAAUGUUGUAAUAGUCACUAAAUUUUAUAUUAAAGAGGGUUGUAUU
Molecule: messenger RNA, 2937 nt
Organism: Cyprinus carpio (common carp)
Lineage: Eukaryota; Metazoa; Chordata; Actinopteri; Cypriniformes; Cyprinidae
Gene: ddx31
Product: DEAD (Asp-Glu-Ala-Asp) box polypeptide 31
Exons: 20
Coding region: 303-2531 (742 amino acids)
Biological process (GO): ribosome biogenesis
Cellular component (GO): nucleus
Molecular function (GO): nucleic acid binding; RNA helicase activity; ATP binding
Source: RefSeq, a predicted model, not a curated record